This is a messenger RNA of Chara braunii, 1528 nucleotides long. The record is from the annotation of a GenBank genome assembly. Lineage: Eukaryota; Viridiplantae; Streptophyta; Charophyceae; Charales; Characeae.
AGCGGCCAGAUCAGUGGCCAGAUUGCAAGGACGGGGGGGGCACCUAUUCACGGCCCACGAAGUGCUGCUGCGCAGGGCAGAGGACGGGCCAAUUGCGUUGGUGCCACAGCUCCCCUCGCUUCUUCCUCCCGCCGCCCCUCUCAACUUCCAAGCCAUUCCCCUUGUCCCGUACUAAAUGCCUCCCUUCUUCUCUUACACCACCCUCCCCUAUCAGCUCACGGAGGGCCCUUAUCCCAUGCGCGAGUUCUCGGAGUAUUUGGUGGAGCUAACUGACGUGGAGCCGCUGCCCUUCGUCGACGAAGACGCGUGGGAGUUGCACCGUGCGAUGUACAAGUCGGUGGCGCUGGGGAUGUUCCGGUUCUUUGUGGAUCACGAAGACCACUGCAUCGGGGAGCACUUCGUCGUCUACUACGUCAUCACACGGCCCAAGCCAGCGGAGAAGGAAGGGACGGUGGCGCUGUACCCAUUCGCCCAGCUCCAGACGAUCGAUCCGGGAUUGUUGGAGCUCAUACAUCUUGAGCUCCUCUCUAUUGCGCAAGUGAUCGCGAGCGAGGAGGAGGAGAUCCAACCACGCUUGCGAACGGCGACGGCCCCGCGGAGAACGUACAACGCGGCCCCCAAGAAGACGCCAAAGAGGAAGAGACACCACCCGUCGCCAGGAGCGCAAGGCAACAGGAUCGGCGGCGGCGAGGAGGUGAUUCAGCCCGCUCGUACGCGGAAUCCUGACCCCGUACCUGGGAGUGCAGCGACGCUCAUCAAGGAGACUGCCGUGCCAUCGCCGCCCUUUCCGCGUGUGCCCAAUCUUAAUCUUGAUGGAGUCGGACCAUCAUCAGCAGCAGCAGCCGCAGGAAGAAGCCAAAUGGGAUUUCCGGAUCCCAUAUACGGACCCCCCGUCCUCGCGGGACCUCUCCGUUUCCGCCCCGGGGUGCCCCGGUCAUUGACAUUAGUAGUUCCUCCGAGCCGGACGGUCCAUCCGACAGAGGUGGACUUCAUGGUGGAGCCCGCCACCAUCAGGCUCGGGGCCAUCGCGGGGGCGCCUCGCCCUGAUCCGGCGUGGGAGCCAUAUCUGACACCCCCUUUUCAAGGGUGUAUUGCGGCGCGAUUGGCUGGGACGCUCAUCUACGAGACCGGGCAGCGUCCCAAUGCGAUGUACCACUUCCUUGUCUUCGCGGCGCAUAAGCGGGAGCGGCGGCCUUACACCGAGACUCAUGUGGUGAUGACGGGUCCAGGGCCCCGAUCGGUGCGCAAGCGGGUGGUGCGAACGGUGGUGGAUCUGGCGCCACGUGUCCUGUCUCAUGUGUCGGGGGCCUUCCUCUAUCCCUCGUUCGUCCAGCGCCACUUCCAGGAGGAAGAUGCGCCGAUGACUCCCGCAGCAAUGGCCGCUUUUCUUCCACCUAUUCCGCCCCCUCUCAAUCCCGACAUCGAUCACUUCCUCUGAUCACCCUCGUCUACCUCACCCCCGCUUCUCUCCUUCUCCUUCUCUUCAUUAUCUUCCUCUCCUAUGCCCAAAGUUCGCUCGUCGAGACGC